ACUCCAACCAUGUCUCUCAAGGUCGUCGUCCUCGCCUGCGUGGUUGUCGUCGCUCUGUGCGACAAGGCCCCAUUCCUCAUCCCUCAUCCCCCCGUCUACAUCCCUAGACCUGCCUACCACGCCCCCGAACCCUCCUACAAUACCCCCGAGCCUGCCUACCAAACACCUGAGCCUGCCUAUCCCGCUCAUGCACACUACGAGCCAGAGUACCCUGAUGUGCCCCCAAAAUACAACUACAACUACGGCGUCGCCGACAGCUACUCCGGCGCCAACUUCGCCGCCUCGGAGUCCCGCGACGGCUACAAGACCGAGGGCAGCUACACCGUCGACCUCCCCGACGGCCGCAAGCAGAUCGUCAAGUACGUGGACAACGGCGACGGUUAUGUAGCUGAGGUCACCUACGAGGGCGAGGCUCAGUACCCCGAGCACACGGCCGCCUACAAGCCCGCUCCCCCCGCCUAUGCUUAAGUAAUGAAUGUUUAUAGAAAAUGAUAUAAAGGAAUUUGUAUUGUCUUUUCUCAUUUCUGAAAUAAAGAUCAUAUUUUUUAUAA
This is a messenger RNA of Penaeus monodon (black tiger shrimp), 551 nucleotides long. RefSeq names its product cuticle protein 21-like. Bases 10 to 468 code for a protein of 152 amino acids. The transcript is spliced from 3 exons. Gene Ontology annotation, cellular component: extracellular matrix. The record is from RefSeq and is a predicted model, not a curated record. NCBI's taxonomy places the organism in Eukaryota, Metazoa, Arthropoda, Malacostraca, Decapoda, Penaeidae.